Dentiscutata erythropus is the source of this 855-nucleotide messenger RNA. Lineage: Eukaryota; Fungi; Glomeromycota; Glomeromycetes; Diversisporales; Gigasporaceae. The record is from the annotation of a GenBank genome assembly.
AUGUCAACUUCCUAUAUUAAUUGCAAUGGACAAUUAAAGAAUAGAAAAACUCUUUUAGACUAUAAUAUUUCACGGAAUAAUAUAUUAAAUUUAGAAUUUUGUACUUUUGGUGGUCAAAUAUUUGUUAAAACGCUCACUGGUAAAACUAUAACACUUGAGUGUAAAGGAAAUAAUACUAUUGAUAUUAUUAAACAGAAAAUUCAAAAUAAAGAAAAUAUCUUGAAAGAUCAUCAAAGUUUAAUUUUCAACGGUAUAUGCUUGGAGGAUGAUAAAACAAUUUCUGAUUACUAUAUUAAAAAAGAAAAUACGUUGCACUUGGUUUUACGUCUACGUGGUGGUGAGUGUGUAGUUAGUUGCAUGGCUGUAGGUACUUUGAAUUCACCACAUUUAUGCGAAUUUAUAAAUAAUAGAGAUAAUGGAAAUACUAUUACACGGCAAUCUAUAAAGUCAUGUGGAUGGAAACGUAUAAUUAUUCACUUAACAUUAAAUUGUGACAAAUGUGACGUUGAUGCGGGCAAUUCAUUGUAUAAAAGACCAUAUGGAUGGUAUCGAAUCGCUUUGAGGGUUACCAGGAAAUAUGAUGAUGGUGAUGAUAAAUGGCUUGGUACUGGUAAUGAUUCAUGGCCAGUGUCGUAUCAUGGUACCGCUAAACAUAAUGCAAGACCAAUUGCUGAAGAUGCAGAACAAUAUGCAGAACGAUUUGAGUUUGAAGGUAAUAUGUAUGUUAUGGUACUUCAGAAUCGUGUAAAUCCUUUUGGUUUGCAGAAGGUUCCUGUUAGUGAUGACGAAUAUUGGCUUUCUGAAAAAGAUGAUGAUGUCAGACCUUAUGGAAUUUGUAUUAAAAAAAAUAAUUAA